AAGAGCAGGCUGAAGUGUUAAGAGUCGAUCAAAAGAGAACAAGGUAAAUCAAUCCAGUGCUGAGACAUCAGUCUACCAUAAGUUUCAGUGACAGUUUUCAAUCAACAAAAUGUCUUUGAAAGUAUGGUUUUUGUUCGUCUUCAUUAUUUCGUCUUCUUCGGGAUCGAGCAAUGAAGAAACACAAAAAAUCAAAGAAGAUGAACCUAAUAACAACAUUUCACACCAUAUAUUUAUAUGUUUGAAAGUGGUUUCUCGAGAAAAUUUCAAUAAAGGGAUGAGUCGUUUUAAAAAAGUUAUUGCUGAAGUUGCAACCAACUAUUGCAGAGAAACACUUGUGUUACAGAUUGACGAUUUAAAGGAAGAGAAUGUGUUUUUUGAUGAUAUUAGUACUUGCUCUGAAUCAGAGAAAUGUGUCACUGGCUCAUUGCAAAUCAAGAUACACAUUUUCCCCUUCUCAUUAAAUGAGAUACACCUCAACGAUAUUUGGAAUAAAGCCAAGAUUUCACCAGUGCUCAAGCAACUUGAAAUUGAGGAAUGUAAAGUACCGACUUCAUAUAAUGCUUUGAUAAUAACUCUAAUUGUGAUCAUUGUGGUCCUGGGCAUAGUGUUGGGAGUACUUUUAUAUCUAUCUUGGGACAGAGUACUGACUUGUUUCAGCUGCACCAAAGCCAAUAGUGAAUCAAAUAAAGCAACCACCGAUGAUAACAGCUGGACGUACAGAAAUAAUGAUGUUUAUGACUCUGCUUACAUACAACCGCCAGGAUACACUGCAUCGUGUCAAGAUGACCAGUCCUACUUGGAGCCAGUACAGAGAGAAAAUAAUCAAUAUAUAACAGUAUUGAGUGAAAGGGGAGGCCAGGACAAUCGAUGCUAUCAGCCGGACAACGGCCUCCACACUGACGCCAAGCAAACACAGCGAGCGGCUCGCACAUGGCAGGGGCAAGCCUCGGCAAAGGCACAUGACGAGAGUGACGAGUUCGAUUCUGGAGAAGAAUUUUCCUACCCAUCUCCACUUGUAGCGCCUCCUGUUCCUCCAAGGAACGAGAAUUCUGGAGACAGUAGAGGAUCAGGGUCCUUAGCCAGCCAAUCAACAGUGGAAACCGGCGUUGGUAGUAGCCUUCACUACCUGUCAUCACCAAUUCAACACUGACACUUCUAAUUAGAAUUUCCUGAUUACCAUCAAUUUUGUAUUACCUAACAUUUUUCAUAGAUUUCAAUUGUCAUGUAGAAGAUCCACUUAUUAAAUAAGAUUAAGUAUUUAUUAAGUACUUAUUAAAUAAGCAUAUUUCUAUCAAACUAAUUCAUUCAUUCGCGAAAAUUCUCAUUCAUGCAAUGAUUACUGUUGAUAACAGUAAUUGAAAUGUAACUCUGAAUUGCUGAUUUGCUGGAUCAGUCAUAUUACUAAUUCCUUCACAUUGCUUUCUUUUCAAAAGAAGAUGAAUAACAAUUUUCAAUUGUGAUUUCAUUACCCGAAUGCUCUUUUCUGAUCGUUUCACAUAAAGCUUUCAGCAGACAAAACAUACAUAUAUAUAAUAACUGAAGAAUAAUUUUUUACUGUUCAACUAAAUAUUAUCAACCAAGGAACCUAGAAUACAAAACCUAUAUUCUAAUUACAUUGAUAUCAACUAAUAGUUGAUAUGAGAAAAUGAAAUUGAUCUGUUGUGAUAGUGUCUUCAAAUAUUAUAUGUUAGAAUAAUGAGAAUGAAAGAAAUGCACAGUUAGUAAUAGAUUUAUUAUUCAAUCAAAGAUAAAUUAGCCUAUAAAUUGGAAUAAACUACAAACUAUUCAAUCCAAGGCAACUAGCAUCAAGGCAUGAUUUCAUUUCAAGUGAUCAACAUUUGAACGAGAUCAGUAACAUAAAAAAUGACUAGAUUUCUCCUAUAAGAACUACAUUUUUGCUGUUUCGUAAUAUUUAUAACAACUAUUCAAUCUCCUUGAUUAAAAUAAAAUAUGAUUGAUUAUAUUUGAAUCUUUUGAAGCCAUUUUACAGUAAAUGGGAAUUUAUUCAGCAAUAUACGUGUAUUUAUGCAUUGUAAUAAUCGAAGUAGGAAGAAACUGUUCAGCAAUAACUAUAAUAAUUGUUAUAAUACAGUAAUUUUUAUCGCUUAUUAAUUAUUAUUAAUUACUGUAGAAUUUAAUAUAUAUCACUGUAUUAUCCAUUGUAUGUUUAAUCAUGUGUUAAGAAUGCAAUUUUAGGAGCAUCAUUUAUGAUAAUUAUAUUAUUAUAUGCUAAAUUAUUAUUGGUGUUGGCAGUACGAUCAAACUUCUCAACUAUGUUCAACAAUAUGAGAGCAAGUAUACAAUACAUAGAAAUUAUGUUGAAGCUUGUUAUUGAGAACUUUUGUGAAAACAUCUUACAAGUUAUUAUUCUUACCUACAAUUAAUUAAAGAUUUCUGUAUGGAAAAGAUAUGUGUUGGGGAAAUAGUUAUAAAAGUUAAAAGUUAUAGCUGUGACGAUGCAACAUCCCACUACCUCCGUAAACUACGGAGGUAGUAACCAUCUACGUUUAACGCUGUUCUACGAGUAGGGCCUACAUGAUGAAUGUAUGAUCGCGUUUAUUAUGAUGUUUCAUUCCGGGUUGAAACCAACAGCUGAUCUAUCUCCGUUUAAACCGAGAUGAUGCAUUAGGCGAGUGAUUGGAAGACUUGAAUGACUUGUGGCCAUUCGGUGGCCGGCCACUGGCCGUUCGGUUGGACGUUGAAAGGACUCGAUUUCCAGUCCCAUUUUGUCACUGGAGUAAACCAAUCGGCACCGUAAUUGGCUUCUACAAACUUUUCUGUAUCACAUGGCACUUUCACUUUCAGGCUCUUGAACAACGUCCAGCAAAGCGCGAAGGGUGGGAAACUGUACCUGCAAACAAAAUUAUGUCCACUCUAAUCAUAUUACAAUGCUGUGGAACUCAGAAUUAUUGAUUUGGACUUAUUGAUUUACUCAAUGAAGUAAUUAUUGAAAUUGCACUUCUUAUUUGGAAACUUCUUAUGAGAAAUCAUUAAUAUGAUGCCACUCUAUGCAUUCAAGCCUAGUCUAUUCUAUCCUAUUUUAUGAGUCUAUUCAAGUUCUUUUAGAUUUUUGUGUUUUUUGAAUUAUUUGAUUAAACAAAUUAUUCAAA
This is a messenger RNA of Nilaparvata lugens (brown planthopper), 3110 nucleotides long. RefSeq lists its product as uncharacterized. The transcript is spliced from 8 exons. Lineage: Eukaryota; Metazoa; Arthropoda; Insecta; Hemiptera; Delphacidae. The record is from RefSeq and is a predicted model, not a curated record. Bases 110 to 1150 code for a protein of 346 amino acids.